Chaetomium fimeti is the source of this 1627-nucleotide messenger RNA. Its product is annotated as glycosyltransferase family 22 protein. The transcript is spliced from 4 exons. Gene Ontology annotation, molecular function: alpha-1,2-mannosyltransferase activity. Gene Ontology annotation, cellular component: endoplasmic reticulum membrane. Gene Ontology annotation, biological process: GPI anchor biosynthetic process. NCBI's taxonomy places the organism in Eukaryota, Fungi, Ascomycota, Sordariomycetes, Sordariales, Chaetomiaceae. Bases 1 to 1566 code for a protein of 521 amino acids. The record is from RefSeq and is a predicted model, not a curated record.
AUGUGGCGGAGAACAUACCUCUUUCUGCUUCUGGUCCGGUUGUGGUUCGCUCUGUCCCCGAGCUACCUCCACCCUGAUGAGAAUUUCCAGGGCCCCGAGGUCAUCGCCGGGGAGAUCUUCAGUUACCCCGUCCGACACACCUGGGAGUUCACGAGCGACAACCCGAUUCGGAGCGUUUUCCCGCUAUGGCCCGUUUACGGGCUCCCGAUGCUCCUGCUCAGGUGGUUAUGGAUCGGCAAUGGGAAUGACGGGGAGAUACCACCUAUCGCCGUCUUUUGGACGCUGCGGGUGCUGAUGUUUAUCGUCGGCUUCGUGCUGGAGGACUGGGCGAUUCACGAGCUUAUCCAGUCGCAGCGGCACAGGCGCGUCGCCGUACUUUUGGUCGCGUCGUCUUACAUUACCUGGACAUUCCAGACCCAUACCUUUUCGAACUCGAUCGAGACUCUGGUUGUAGCCUGGAGUUUGGUCCUUAUUGAGCGCACUGUCGCUAGUCCGCAGCGCGGUUCGGUUCUUGCCUCGACGGUCCUUGGAAUCGUCGUCGUUUUUGGAGUCUUCAACAGAAUUACAUUUCCCGCCUUCUUACUGAUACCCGGGCUUCGGCUCUUACCUUACUACUGGAAAAACCCGCUAUCGUUCAUCGCAAUUGUGACAGCGGGGCUCUGCACCACGGCGCUUGCGAUCACGCUCGAUACCGCGUACUACACGCCGCACUCGAUUUCCUGGUCCGACCUUCUCCGGAACCCAGUCCUUACCCCUAUUAAUAACCUCCUUUACAACAUCUCGCCAGCCAACCUGGCGAAACAUGGGCUGCACCCGUGGUAUCAGCAUUUGCUGGUGAACUUGCCGCAGCUGCUUGGGCCUGCCACGAUCCUUCUUUUCAUGCGACCCAAACGCUCCCUGCGUCUUUACUCUGCGAUCUCGGGCAUCGUCGUGCUCUCGCUAUCUCAGCACCAGGAGGCCAGGUUCCUCCUUCCGACCGUUCCCCUGUUUUUGUCGUCUGUGCGCCUCCCGAAAGGCGAGAAGGUCCUGCGCAUCUGGGCGGUGUCGUGGAUCGUUUUCAACGCCAUCUUUGGAAUCUUGAUGGGGGUUUAUCACCAAGGGGGCAUUAUCCCUGCUCAAGUCUUCAUGAGCAAGCAACCGGACGCGACGCAAGCAGUCUGGUGGAAGACAUACAUGCCACCGAUAUGGCUACUGAACGGGAAGAACGAGGUCCUGCGCACACGUGAUGUGAUGGGCAUGAAGGGGGAGACGCUCCUUGAGGAACUGGGGCAGCUCGCCACUUGCGACACACCGGCGGACAGAAGGAACGGGGAGUAUCUGAAGGAGAAGAACGGGACAUAUCUGGUGGCGCCGUUAUCUGCGACAUGGCUGGAUCCCUAUCUCCCAAACAAGGGGCUGGAGGGGUUGAGGUUUCGCGAGGUUUGGCGGCAUCAGCAACACCUAAAUCUGGACGAUUUAGAUUUUGGAGAGGACGGCGUUUGGAAUACCCUUUCUAGAGUUAUUGGGAGGCGAGGUCUUGCUAUAUGGAGAGUCACAAAAAGCUGUCCUCGGGUCAAGGCGAGAUAGUACCUAAUUUUGGGCGGAGUUUUGAUAUCAGCGCAAUUCAAAAACAUCCAUGAUGAUGAAA